AUGACGAAUGAUUGGGUCGGAACGCCGAGUCAUAUGGCUCCCGAGCUUCACAUGGAUAUGAGUUUGAGUGAACAGGACAUUUAUCAAUGCGAUGUCUUUGCGACCGGCUUGGUGCUCUGGGAGAUUGCAAUGAGAAAGAGCAUCUCAAAUCUGAGGUCUGUUUUGCACUUUUCAAAAACAACCUCAUCGGACGUGAGAAAGGUGUUUGAUUUCAUUGAGCGAUGCUCAUCUCCACAAAUACCCAUCAAGAUACGAAUGACGGCUGAAAAUGCCCUGAAUGAGGCUGUUUCCUUGGAAAAGAAAUUCACCUCUUUUAUUUCACAACCCGAAAAAGUGCGUAGCCAGGAGUCAUUCAAAGUCCCGACAAUCGUUGAUGGUUUAUGUCUCGAAUUGACAACGACAUACAAUGUUCCGGACGCGAUUUUCGAUUUCGAAACAAGAAAUAGUGAAAGAAAUUCAAAAAUAAAUUCAUGCAAUUAUUGUAUCACUGAAUUUAUUGGAUUGACUUAUAUUCGAAUUGGCGAACUUGGCGAUACACUCCGAAUCAUGCAGCGACACUUGAGGAAAUAUUGGAAUUCAAUGCAAAAUUUCAUGAUGCCUCCGCUUAUUAACUUCCUUUCCGAUUGCGCAAAGGGAUACAAAAAAGAGAUGCAAAUGGCUAUGAAAGAGUUUUGGGAGAUUCAU
Messenger RNA from Mesorhabditis belari, 684 nucleotides. Lineage: Eukaryota; Metazoa; Nematoda; Chromadorea; Rhabditida; Rhabditidae. The record is from the annotation of a GenBank genome assembly.